Nannospalax galili (Upper Galilee mountains blind mole rat) is the source of this 678-nucleotide messenger RNA. It is a transcript of the gene Lalba, whose product is annotated as lactalbumin alpha. The coding region runs from base 1 to 429 and encodes 142 amino acids. Gene Ontology annotation, biological process: lactose biosynthetic process. Gene Ontology annotation, molecular function: lactose synthase activity; calcium ion binding. Lineage: Eukaryota; Metazoa; Chordata; Mammalia; Rodentia; Spalacidae. The transcript has 4 exons. The record is from RefSeq and is a predicted model, not a curated record.
AUGAUGUCUGUUGUCCCAUUGUUCCUGGUGAGCAUUUUGUUCCCUGCCAUGCAAGCCACGCAACUUACAAAAUGUAAGGUGUCCGAGGCGAUGAAAGACAUGGAUGGCUAUCAAGGUGUUUCUUUGCUUGAAUGGACUUGUAUUGUGUUUCAUAGCAGUGGUUAUGACACGCAAGCUGUAGUAAAAAAUAAUGGCAGCACAGAGUAUGGACUCUUCCAGAUCAGUGACAAAUUUUGGUGCAAGAGUAGUUUGAUUCCUGAGUCAGAGAACAUCUGCGGUAUUUCCUGCGACAAGUUCUUGGAUGAUGACCUUACUGAUGACAUAAUGUGUGCCAAGAAGAUCCUGGCUAUCAAAGGAAUUGACUACUGGUUGGCCCAUAAGCCGCUCUGCUCUGAGAAGCUGGAACAGUGGCGCUGUGAGAAGUUGUGAGUUCCCGAUGUCCUUGCUGCUCUGGCCCGUGUUCCCGGAACUCCUCUACUCUAUGCUACCUCAGUUUGCCUCUUUCUAUCACCCUGAAGCCGAUUUGUCUCUGAGGACUGUACCCUGUAGUGACUCCACUGGACUCUUGAGAAUGCUUCUCCAGGGAUACCCGACUGGAGCACUGGACUUUAGACCCUCGCUUAGUGUCCCUGAUGGCAUUUUCACUACAGCAAGAGAUUUCUCUUCUGUUCCAAAUAA